UGGUGUGUUAGAACACAGAGCAAGUGGGACUGUUAAUGUGUGUCACACGGCAAAAGAGGAAGGGAGAACAUUUCCAAUGAAGUUUAAACACCUAAUUGGAGCUACAACGUAUUUUUAUCCAAAAAAGGAAUACUUUUAGAUUUAUGGGAGACCAGGAGAACAUUUGGAGCAGCCCAUAGAUCAUGGAGAAUGUGAGCACGCCUGCCUCGUUCAACCUAUCGGACCUACCAGUGGAGAUGAACUCGUCGUCUCACCAGUGGUCUUACUCGGAGUACAACGAGGCUGAGGCAGUGCUGCUGGGCAUCAUCAUGGCCCUGCUGGUAUUGGGCAUCGUCUUUGGCAACGUGCUGGUCAUCACUGCCAUCGUGCGCUUCCAGCGGCUGCAGACAGUCACCAACAUGUUCAUCACUUCUCUGGCCUGUGCUGAUCUGGUCAUGGGCUUGCUGGUGGUGCCCUUCGGCGCCUGCUACAUCCUCCUCAACACCUGGCACUUUGGCAGCUUCCUGUGCGAGUUCUGGACGGCGGCAGACGUCUUGUGUGUGACGGCUAGCAUCGAGACGCUGUGUGUGAUCGCGCUGGACCGUUAUCUGGCCAUCACAUCGCCGCUGCGCUACCCGUCCCUGCUGACCAAGCGCAAGGCGUGCGUGGUGGUUGUGACGGUGUGGGGCGUGGCCGCCCUAAUCUCCUUCCUGCCAAUCCACAUGAAAUGGUGGGUGUCUGACGAGCCCGAGGCGCUCAGCUGCCUGGAGAACGCCCACUGCUGUGACUUCAACACCAACGCUGCCUACGCCGUUGCCUCCUCCGUCGUCUCCUUCUACAUCCCCCUGGCGGUCAUGGUCUUCGUCUACGGACGCGUCUUCCAGGAGGCCAGGAAGCAGCUGCAGAAGAUCCGCGGCAGCGAGGGACGGUUCCACGCCCAGAUGAUCAACAACAACAAGGGGCAGGAUGGUGGGGGAGGGGGGAACGGGAAGAGGCCAAAGUUCUGUCUGAAGGAACACAAAGCCCUGAAGACGUUGGGGAUCAUCAUGGGAACCUUUACUCUCUGCUGGCUGCCAUUCUUCGUGCUCAAUGUGGCGGUGACCAUCUGGAAGGUGGACAACAUUAAAAUGCCAUUCAGGAUAUUGAACUGGAUAGGAUACGCCAACUCAGCCUUCAACCCCCUCAUAUACUGCAGGAGCCCUGAGUUCAGGUACGCCUUCCAAGAGAUUCUGUGCCUAAGAGGGACUGCUUUCCCCACUAAUGAAUACAUAUACAGAGGACACAGCUUGCAGGUUAGCCCUAAGGAUAAGCCAGGCAGCUCUAUACAUGAUACUGGGACCAUGGAGCUGAGUACUGGCUCCCGGUCUAGUGUCACCAACACAAACAGGAAUUGCAAUAAACCUUCACUUGCCUCCAUUGUCUGAAGCGCAGGGUGUUACCAGGAGACUGGUCUUUCUCAUUUAGUCAGACCUGGUGAGCAGACAUGGGAUAGGAAAUUACAUGUGAAUCUAUUUCCAUACUUAAAUGUGUUACUAUAAGAAUAUUAUUCUAGUAAUGUGUAGGUUAUUAAAUGUUAUAUGUUUCAUCUUAAUAUUGAACAGUCUGCAAAAGACUUAGGAAGUAUAUUGUUUGUGGACUUGA
Messenger RNA from Salvelinus namaycush (lake trout), 1620 nucleotides. Its product is annotated as beta-2 adrenergic receptor-like. Lineage: Eukaryota; Metazoa; Chordata; Actinopteri; Salmoniformes; Salmonidae. Gene Ontology annotation, biological process: norepinephrine-epinephrine-mediated vasodilation involved in regulation of systemic arterial blood pressure; negative regulation of smooth muscle contraction; adenylate cyclase-activating adrenergic receptor signaling pathway. Gene Ontology annotation, cellular component: membrane. The transcript has 2 exons. The coding region runs from base 183 to 1403 and encodes 406 amino acids. The record is from RefSeq and is a predicted model, not a curated record. Gene Ontology annotation, molecular function: beta2-adrenergic receptor activity; norepinephrine binding.